AGAGAGAAUUCGAUUUUUUUUUAGCUGUGUAUAUAUUCUUACGAAAUUAUUUUCUGUUCCCAUUAUUAAAUGUGAAAGUGCAUGAAAAUAAAGAGUCGGAAAAAAUUUUCUAUUUAACUGUAGUUUGAAAUAAGCAAUUAUUUAAUAUUUAUUCUUUUCUAUAUGUAUAAUGUGUUAUGGUUUAUGUAUUUAAAUUAUAAUUAAAGUGUAAUUGUAUAAAUUGGUGUUCUAUCCUUUACAUCUAGAAAUACAGUGUGCUGUAAAUUUUGUUAAUUUACAAUGGUAUAUUGGCUACCAAAGAAACGUUUUAAAAAGAGAUAAGAAGCUUAAUCUGCAUUACUAAGUCUAACAUUGGGAAAUAUCAAGAAAUUUUAAUCUUUAAAUUACAAAUUUACUACAAAAUAUAAUUAUAUUGAUGAAAUCAUGGAUAUAGUUACACUUUAGCAGAUAUAAAAAAUGGUUUUCAUUAUAUCAUUAAUACGCAUACAAAAGAAUUAUAUUAAUGGGGAAAUUAAAAAUUACCUUAUGUUUGAUAGCUACUAACAAAUAUGCAGACAACUUAUCUACUAUUAGCAGCAAUGUUACCUUUCAUCGUUUUUGAUAUUUGGUAUACAGGAAUAUAUUUGUUUUGGAUGAUAAAGGUAUCAAUAAUUACAUAUCUUAUUAUAUUUGGGCUUUUGCCUAUUAUAUUUCACUACUCCUACACCAUACAAAAGAAGAUUCUUUUUUUAAAUUUUGUGCAAUGGCCACUUAAUGUAGAUUUUUCAAAACCAGAGUCAGUUGGAAUGAAAGGAACAAGAAAUUUUUAUUUAAAAACUGAUCAACAAGUAAAAAUAGGGCUAUGGCAAAUAUUACCUCAGUCUUUAUUAAAUGAUUCAACUAUUAUAACUGAUGAUGAUUAUGAGGCUGUGUUAAAAAAUACUAAACAACCAAUUUUCCUUUAUAUGCAUGGUAAUAGUGGUAAUAGAGCAAGUAACCAUCGUUUAGAAUUAUAUAAACUUUUCCAGAAUUUAGAUUAUCAUGUUGUAUGUUUUGAUUAUAGAGGCUAUGGUGAUAGUGAAGAAGCAGAACUGUCUGAAAUGGGUGUAGUUAAUGAUAGUAAAUCUGUACUUGAAUGGUUGUUAAAAAUAGCAAAUGGCACAGCCCCUGUUUUUGUAUGGGGACAUUCGUUAGGAACUGGAGUUUCUGUUCAUGUAUUGGCAUUAUUAGCAACAGAAAAAAUUCAGCCUGCAGGCUUAUUUUUGGAAUCACCAUUUAACAAUAUAGCAGACGAAUUAAGUGAACAUCCUUUAGCACAGAUAUUUAAACAUUUACCAUGGUUUCAUUGGGUAAUUGUUGAACCAUUUUAUAAUAAUUAUCUUCGUUUUGAAUCUGACAAACAUAUAAAAAAGAUUCAGUGUCCUAUUAUGAUAUUGCAUGCAAAAGAUGAUAAUAUUAUUCCAUUUGCACUGGGUGAAAAGUUGUUUGAAGCAGCAAUAAAUUAUCAUGGAAAUAAUACAAAUCAGAUUCAGAUGACAAGAAUUGAUGCAUCACAUGGUCUUGGACACAAAUACAUAUGUCGUUAUAAAGACUUACCUAAUAUAAUUAAAUCAUUUGUAUAUGAAGCACACAAAAAUCAAACUGAUUAAAUUAUAUAUCAAAAUUUCAGCAUAUAUAUAUAUAUAUAUAUAUAUAUCUUCACAUAAACAUUUUUUACAUUAAAUAUUAGUAGAUAAUUAAUAUAAAUAAUAUUUUUCAUGCUUUAAUUCUUAUAAUAUAUAAUAUUUUAGUGAAAUGUGUAAAAUUUAUUUAUUGUACAAUUGCAUUUUUUUUUUAAUCAAAUAAUUUUCACUUAUUGUUUAUGUCCUGUAUAGUACAAAGUCUAUUAAACUCUAAAUGCAUUCAUGAUAUAAAUAAAGAAAAUUUGUACUUCUUAUACAUGGGAAGAUAUAAUGAUAUCAAAGUUAAUGCUGUGAUAGUUAUUCAAAUAUCAUCAAUAUAAUAUUAUUGUCUUAUAUUUUUCAGUUAAUAUAAUAUUUAUAAAUCAA
This is a messenger RNA of Frieseomelitta varia, 2027 nucleotides long. RefSeq names its product lysophosphatidylserine lipase ABHD12. Gene Ontology annotation, cellular component: endoplasmic reticulum membrane. The record is from RefSeq and is a predicted model, not a curated record. Lineage: Eukaryota; Metazoa; Arthropoda; Insecta; Hymenoptera; Apidae. Bases 549 to 1628 code for a protein of 359 amino acids. Gene Ontology annotation, biological process: monoacylglycerol catabolic process; phosphatidylserine catabolic process. Gene Ontology annotation, molecular function: phosphatidylcholine lysophospholipase A1 activity; monoacylglycerol lipase activity. The transcript is spliced from 10 exons.